UCUCUUUGCCGCACUUGUGCUCUACCAGAGGCUGAAAGCCUGCGGCUGUGUGCAACUACUGAAAAAACAAGAUAUAAGGACAAUAUAAAUAUCAUUUCAAUACACAGCAAUGGCAAAUUUUUCGAAGCAGAUAUGCGUUUUCUUGUCCUUGUUCGUGGCAUUUUCUUUGGCAUUGGACCAUAAUGAGCCUGGAUUUUUGAAAAGGCAACACAGUCUCAUCAAACCAUAUACUGGAAGUAGCGCAAGUAUACCUAAUUGGGAUUAUCGGGAUGCCACUAUGAUUACAAAUAGUUUCGUCAGAUUAACGCCAGAUCAUCAAGGGAAACGAGGAAGUCUUUGGAAUAGAAUACCGGUGUAUUUACGAGACUGGGAACUUAUCAUGUCGUUCAAAAUUCACGGGGGGAGGCAGAAACUAGCUGCAGAUGGAUUUGCUAUUUGGUAUUACAAACAACGAAUGAAACCUGGUCCUGUGUUUGGGAGUCGCGACCAGUUCAGUGGGCUUGGUGUUUUUCUCGAUACUUAUAAGAAUGGUCCACAAGCUGUGACGUUUCCGUUUAUAACUGCUAUGGUGAACAAUGGAAGUAUGAAUUAUGACCGCAGUGACGGUCGUCAAAAUUCAAUCGGUAGCUGUUUGGCUUCAUUUAGAAUAAAGAUUUUGAAACCAGCAUUUUAUCAGAUAUGUCAAAGCAGAUUAACAGUUUCUCUUAAUGUCGACGAUGGUAUGGAUUGGAGGGAGUGCUUCGAUGUAGGGGAGUUACGUUACCAGUCGGUUAUUUUUUUUGGUGUCUCUGCUGCCACUGGUGACCUGGCUGAUAACCAUGACAUUGUUGGUGUAAAAUUAUACGAAAUUGAUGCCCACAGACCACAAGGGGAAGAUGAUGGUUGGGGGACUGCAGUACCAAGCGUCAGCUUUUUCAAACCGCCUUUAGAUAACACUGAUGAGUCCGCGGCAGGCGGAUUCAGAAACACAGCGAUGUCUGGGUUUAAAAUAUUUUUGAUUUUCAUCUGUGCAUUACUAGGUCUCGGCGUGUGUGUCGUUGUAGGUUUCGUGGUUUUCCAAAAGAGACAAGAACAAAGCAGGAAGAGAUUUUAUUGAUUCUACAAAACAAAGAAGUAAAUAAAAUAACAAAGACCUAUUCCUUUUAAAUUUCAGCUAUAUAUACUCUUUGGUCAGGUCUACUUUAGUAUUAUUUCACCUUUAAUCUAAUUUACAAACCAGGGGUGUGCAACCUGCAGUCCACAAUGAAAAAUCGUGCGACUGGCGGAGAAGUGCCAAUUUUGAGUGAUGUGUGGCUCGUGAAACGAGUUUAAUCUGUUAUGUGUGAGUAAUCCCAAUCUCUUGCGUUGCGAAGCCACCAAUUCAUUAUCUAUGCCUAUGAGGUUACAAUGCCCUUACAUCUGGCUUGUGCGAAGUGAACAACGCAUAUUUCAAGAUCAAUAACUAAAAUCUUUGAAUCAACUAGAAAGCCUAUGUUUACUAAAGGUUCUGCCGUAGUUUCAACCAGUUAUUUGUAUCUGGUUCUCCAUCAUUUAAAGUUGCACACCCCUGGUAUAAAUCAGAAAGUAACAGCAUCGGCCAAAUGCCUAGUAGGAUGAGAUUAUUUCUGAUCACUCAAAUUUCAAUGAUAGUGGUGUUGGAAUAGUUCUGAAGUAGACCACGCUCAAACUUUUUCACUGCUUAAUCAUUUGGUGCUUCAGGUCAGCAUAUUUGGCUCUGAGCUGUUGAAUAGCAGGAAUGAACAAAUGUAAUUCAAAUUGAAUGCUUUAGAAAUAUCUACGUUGAAAAUUGCAAUAAUUUGUAUUCAUUUCAAUCUAAAAUUUGACGUUUUUGCAAUAAAGUAAAUAAAUUGUCUCAUAUCAUAAUUAAAAAUUUGAAUUGAACAUAAACUAAAUUGAAGUUUUUGCACAACGGAUUUCAAAGUUGGUACAUAUUCAAAUUGAAGGCUUUAUAAAAAUAUAUUUAUCAAGAAUUGUAUUAAUUUAAAUUACUGGUUUUAUGUUGUCUUUGCACUAAAGUUGAUAUUGAAAUUGGCCAUAUUAUAAUUCUGAUUUAAAGUCCGAAUCAACUGUAUUCAACCAUAUUUAUUCGACUAAUUUGAAAAUUUAUGCACCAAAAUGUAUUUAAAUUUGGCACAUAUCAGAAUUUUUUUUCAAAUUUUGAAUAUUCAAUUUAAUGCAUGAGAGUAUUCCAAUACACAAAGUAUUCGGAUAUGAACAUCUAUAGCAGUGGUUCCCGAUCUUUUAUGACUUGUGGCCCCUUUCCGGACGCUUUUAGCACUCAUGGCCCCUCUGUUUAUAAUUCCAAAGGUAUUUACAGUGUUGUUUUCGAUUGGUGGAUUACAAAUCCCAUUAUGUUGAAACAAUUCAUGCUCAACAAAGGGAAGAAUCCCUUUCAAGCAAUGAAACUAGGAAGAACGGAAGUUUUCUUGUCAAGGGAAGGUGAAAUCAGUUUU
Messenger RNA from Styela clava, 2453 nucleotides. RefSeq names its product vesicular integral-membrane protein VIP36-like. Gene Ontology annotation, biological process: endoplasmic reticulum to Golgi vesicle-mediated transport. The record is from RefSeq and is a predicted model, not a curated record. Lineage: Eukaryota; Metazoa; Chordata; Ascidiacea; Stolidobranchia; Styelidae. Gene Ontology annotation, cellular component: COPII-coated ER to Golgi transport vesicle; endoplasmic reticulum membrane; Golgi membrane. Gene Ontology annotation, molecular function: D-mannose binding.